GCGGGCUGCUGUGCAGUGUCACCAGCAGCCCCAACGCCGUCCCCGCCAUGAGGCACAGCCCUAUAGCCAUACCCCCCCCCCCAGCGGCCCUAACCCCUUUGCCAAGUGCCCUCUGGGGGCCCCGCCCUAGCAGGGCCGCUUUAGGAAGUGCGGGGCCCUGGCAGGGAUGACUUAACCCCACCCACACCCGGCUUGUAUUCCCCUGGCGCGGCUCUGAGUCUUUGGCGGCACUUCAGCGGCGGGUCCUUCGCUCGCCCCAGUUCUUCAGCGACACCGAAGGACCCGCUGCUGAAGCGUCGCCAGUGACUCAGAGUAAGCGAAGGACCGGCCGCUGAAGUACCGUUGAAGACCCGGAGAGAAUGAAGGACCCGCCGCUGAGGACCCAAAGCGCCGCCCGAUAUCACAUUGACAGGACUGUGUGUCAAGGCAGAUCCUUCAGUUCCUUUUUGUAGAGUGGGCCUAUUUCUUUUUUUUAAUCCAAAGGGUGUAACUGAUUUUUUGGACAGGGAAAAGUUUCACAUUAUCUACCUUUGCCUAUUUAUUGAUCUGAAAAAGGCUUUUGGGAACAAGCCAAUGUAAGGCUAUGAAGGAGAAUGAGGAUGUGUAACUUCAGCCUCACUGGAGAGUGAGUCAGGUGGGUGUGUAUUGUGACACAAAAGGGUCCACAUGGCUAGCAACAAGUAAUCAAGAGUCAGAGGUGGGAGGACAUGGAGAAAUGGAGAAAGGAGAAAGGGAGCCAGAAGAAAGCAGAACAGGAGGGAAGAGCCUGAGCGGACAUUAUGGAGAUGAAUGGAGGAACUCAGGAGAGGUGUAUGGAGCAAGAAGGGGGAGCUUGGGAGGAGGUCAUGCAACAGGCUGGGGGAACCCAAGGACAGAUUAUGGAGCUGGAUGGAAGACUCCAGGAGGAAAUCACAGAGUCAGCUAUGGGAGCUCAAGGGAAGAUCAUGGACCUGGAUGGAAGAGCCUGGGUGGAGGUCAUGGAGCAGGCUGGAGGAGACAAAGGAAAGAUGAUGGAGCUGGAUGAAGGAGCCCAGGUGGAAGUCACAGAGCUGGAUGGAGGAGCCCAGGCAGAGGUCACUGAGCAGGCUCGGGAAGGCCAGGAAGUGGGCAUGAAGCUGGUGAAGGACCUGUUGGCAGUGGUUGCCACUUCUGCUCUUCCCCAAAAUGAGAAGACAGAAUUAGAGUUUGUGACCCUACAGUUUAUGAUGGGGGGUAAUGUACACCUGGUCGGGGAAUUGCUGAGCCAACACACAGUGGAAGAGUUCCAACAGGAAGUGUUUGCUAGGUUCCCCAUACCAGCAUUCCGUGUGACUAGCACAGUGGCCUGUAAUCAAGCGACCAGCCGCAGGGCUGAGAGAGGCCUCUCACUCCAUGAACUUGGCUGUUCCGGGCAAAAGGACAGAAUUUACUCACAGCUUAUCUUCUUCCUGUGCAGAGCCUCCUCUUUGAUAGGCUGGGUGGGGCUAGACCGAUUGCUGGAGAUGCUACAGCAGCUGAAGCACUGUAUCUACUAUAUCCCAGUGGCCCUGGUUGGGGUGAUUGUGCAAGAAAACCCAGAGCUGGAUCUGGAGCAGGAAGUGAAGGCACUGCGGUGGCUGAAGUGCCUGCUGGAUGGAGUCUUCUGUUGUGAUUUGUUGCCAGGCCAUGAGGGGACAGAGCAAGAGGUGCAGGUUCAGGUGGCUACCUACCAGUCAGGCCAGCCACAGCGGGCUCUAGAGGUUAAGAGAGCAGCCUGCCAGGCAAUACGAGUGGCCCUGAAGUUCUGAACAGACAACAUGUGAGGAUGCAUCAGGAUUACCAUGGCUCCUGUAUUACAACUGAAGAUCUCAGUUAUCAAUGGAAAAUCAAUUCAGAUUUUGUCCCAGUUAUCUGUGUGCUACUUUUAAUUUUGAAAAUAGUUAUUGCUUAAUAUGUUGCAAAACAAAACCUCUAUCUGCAUUGUGACAUCACAAAUAUCUAAGAGCCACAGUGUGCUAUAGCAAUAUGUGAAGAACUGGAUGGCUCAAUGUACAGAUAAUGGCUAUAGAAUGUUAUGUUUUGAAUUAUAGCUACUAAGCAGUGACAUCUGAAAGAUUUCCAAGUAUCAUAGCUUUCUCCUGGCCUGUAAAUUGUGUAAUGAGCCCGGUUUGCAAUAUUUGUCUUAGAUGAUUUUUUUUCACCACAGCACUGUCCCUAUAUUUGUUGGACUUGCCUUUGCAACUGAAAUUGAUUGUAGGCUCAUAUGAUCAUUUUCAUCGCCUUAGGAUACAGUCCCCAGCUUUCAAGAAAGCUUUAUUCCAUUCUUAUUUGCUUUAUUUUUUAUACACAGAAAUUUCCUGAGAUGAUGAAAAUACCAAGAACGUAAAUGAAUGGAAUAUUUUCUUUUUUGGUUCAGUUUUUAUUGGGAACCCUCUAUUAAGGGUAGCCAUACUGGUUAGACCAGUGGUCCAUCUAGCCCAGUAUCCUGUCUUUCAACAAGCUGCUUCAUAGGGAAUUAAAAGAGGGCAAUUAUUGAGUAAUCCAUCCCCUGGCAUUCACUCCCAGCUUCAGGCAGUUAGAGGCUAGGGAUGCCCAGAGCAUAGGGUUGCAUCCUUGUCCAUCUUGGCUAAUAGCCAGUAAUGGACCUCUCUUCCCCAAUACACGGGGAAGUAGCUGGGACUUACCAUUAUAGGUCUCUAUUGAGGGUUAGAGAACAUAUUAGAUGGUACUGCCUAACUACUCCACAGAGUUUACAGGUUCUUGACUAAAUUAUGAGUGCCUGAUUAAUCAUUUAAUUUAUGCACCCCUGAUUUGGGCUGGAUUCAGCUGCCAUUGAAAUCAGUGGAAAGACUCCAGAGGGACUGGAGCAGACACUUAGCAAGAAUGUGAGUUAUGGCAGAGAUUAUAAAACUGGGAAAAACUAUACACAGAAAUCUUAAAAAAAAGGUAAUCAGCUUUUUCUCAGAGUAUUAACAUACUUCUUGUCUGCACAGGUUAGUUACCAGGCCCAAAUGGAGUGUCUUUGACCCUUUAAAUUGCUGGUUGGGUAAGCAAAACCAGAUGCCACUAAUUUAUAUGAAUGAAUAACGGAACAGCUAAAACUUCCUUUACUCUUUGGUAUAAAACCAAAUCAUGGACAAUUUUAGCCUAUUUAGCCCAGGUCAAAAAGCACAUUUAUAAAUUAUUCAGAAGCCACUUGGUCUUAGGUGGGUGGAAGAGAAACUAGUAGGUAAUUUACAAGGAGACAAAAAUUCCAGCUACCCAGGGUGCAAAAAAGAUGAUCAUGCAUCUAUCCAAUCAGUCUGAAAGAAAGAGUCUUCCUUUGUUUGUACCCUUGCGUGGACUACAUUGCCCUGGCAAGCUUUGCUUAAUUUGUAUGCACCACAGAAAUUACCAGAAAAUUAAGAUAAAGUGUGAUCAAAUAAUAAAUGUUCCAUUUCUAAAUGUUUUAUAAAGGGUAGUAAAUGGUUAAUAGAUGCUAUAGACAUGUAUGUGUACAUCUGUGGAAAGUGUUAUUCUGGGUUAUAAAAUAACCUGUGACAGAUACUG
This is a messenger RNA of Gopherus evgoodei (Goodes thornscrub tortoise), 3507 nucleotides long. RefSeq lists its product as uncharacterized. The transcript is spliced from 3 exons. Lineage: Eukaryota; Metazoa; Chordata; Testudines; Testudinidae. The coding region runs from base 780 to 1766 and encodes 328 amino acids. The record is from RefSeq and is a predicted model, not a curated record.